Pelodiscus sinensis (Chinese soft-shelled turtle) is the source of this 3631-nucleotide messenger RNA. Lineage: Eukaryota; Metazoa; Chordata; Testudines; Trionychidae. The record is from RefSeq and is a predicted model, not a curated record.
UAGUCUAGACACAGCCUCUCAGCUCCUACAUGACUGGUAGAGGACUCCCAUCCAUAUACUGAGCAGGCCCAACCCUGUUUUUUUCUUUUAGCAGCUGAUGGUGUGACAUCCCAUGAUUUUGUGGAUGUUUGUUUCAUUUUUAGGUUGUAUACUGAAACAUAGUGGUUCAAGGAAGAACAUGCAGUCUCUUAUCCCUGUCAGGCAUACAUUUGUCUCUAAUUGCUAUCGCAUGAGGCACUGGGAAGGGGAAGUGGUAGCCCUAUUUUUAAAGGGAAGACUGAACUGUAGCGCAAGACCUAUUGGGCAGGUCGAAGUGGACAUUGCCCAUGGAUGAGCUGGUGCAUGACUUGGCUUCGGCCUUGGAGCAGACCUCAGAACAAAACAAGCUGGAUGAGCUGUGGGAAGAGAUGGCCCUGAGCCCACGGCAGCAGAGGCGGCAGUUUCGAAAGAGGAGGGGUCGUAAGCGGCGCUCUGACUUCACGCAUCAGGCGGAGCAUGCCUGUUGCUACAGCGAGGCUUCAGAGUCAAGCCUGGAUGAAGCCAUGAAGGACUGUCGUGAGGUGUUGACUGCCAACUUCAGUGACUCAGAUGACAUGGCUGUGGCCAGACGCCACCCUGCUCUUAGUGCCACCUUAAAAAGCAAACAGCAUUCUUGGCAUGAAUCUGACUCUUUUACAGAGAAUGGGCCUUGCCGGCCCCUCAGGCGUCGCCGGAAGGUGAAACGUGUGACCUCAGAGGUAGCCGCUAGCCUCCAGCAGAAACUCAAGGUGUCAGAAUGGAACUAUGAGAGAGGUUGUAGGUUCAAGUCAGCCAAGAAGCAGCGUCUGUCACGCUGGAAGGAGAACGCCCCUUGGACUUCAUCCAGCCAUGGGCUGUGUGAGUCAGCAGAAAACAGGCCCUUCCUUGGUAAAGGGGGCAGAAAGGAGAGGAUAGAGUGUGAAGCAGAUGAACAAAAACAGGGUUCUGAUGAAAACAUGUCUGAAUGUGAAACCAGCAGUGUAUGCAGCAGCAGUGACACUGGCCUCUUCACCAAUGACGAAGGCCGCCAAGGGGAUGACGAACAGAGUGAUUGGUUCUAUGAGGGCGAAUGUGUCCCAGGAUUCACCGUCCCCAAUCUUCUGCCAAAGUGGGGAACUGAUCACCGGUCUGAGGUGGAACGAAUGGACUCCGGCCUGGAAAAACUUUCUGACUCUACGUUCCUCUUGCCCUCCCGGCCUGCUCAGAGGGGAUUUCAUGCCCGUCUGAACCGCCUUCCAGGAGCUACUGCCCGCUGUCUCAGAAAAGGACGUAGGAGGCUUGUUGGAAAGGAGACCAGCUUGAGCACUCUGGGCACUGAGAGGAUGGGUCACAUUGUUAGUGACCCACGUCAAAAAGAAAAGAACAAAGUGCUGGCUUCUGAUUUCCACCACAUUAUGGCCUGUGCACAUGAGUUCAAUCCGUUAUCUCCUUUGUACUCUCUGGAUGUUCUUGCUGAUGCCUCACACCGAAGAUGCUUACCAGCACACUGCACUGCCAGACAGACAAACGUACACCUGGGACCGCCAUGCUCAAGGGAUAUCAAGAGGAAACGAAAGCCAACAGCAGCUGCAGCCUCUCUUUCCAGCCCUGCUUCAGCAGCUUUACCUGUCCACAUGGAUGCAGCGGACUCAUCCCUGCCAGCAACACGGUCCCAGAAGUCCCAGAGCUCUGACUGGAUGGGCAGAACCCAGGCAGCAGAUAAAUCCACUGCUUCUGACCCAGCUAACUUCUUUAAAACACCACAAGAGAAGGGCUCUGGCUACAGCUAGAAGGUGUUUUGACUUGAAGCUGGUUGGGUUUAUGACAUGUUGGACUUCAAAGUGCAUCAGCACCAAAUGUCUAAUUUGGCAAUAACCAUCUCAUCAGUGUUGGUGCGUGAUGCUCACUGUCAUCUAGGCUGAGCUGUGUGCCCCACACAUCCCCAGAUCAUGUUUGUGAAUCUGUGUGAAAAGUAACUGGUGAUGUUGGGGCUGCAGCUUUUUUAAACCUUCCUGCUGUUGCUGUGAGUACUUACUACACACUCAUCUUCUCCCGGUGGCUGGGAUGUGUACAGAACUUCGUGGGUUUGCAGAUGUUGGUUGUUAUGAAGCUGGUCACAACUUGGACAUAUUGUUCGUUUCAAGGGACUAGGGAAUCUCCAUCCCUAGAGGUUUUUAAAUCCCAGCUUGAUGAAGCCCUGACUGAGAUGAUUUAGUUGGGGUUGGUCCUGCUUUGGGCAGGAGGUUGGACUCGAUGACCUCCUGAAGUCUCUUCCAACCCUAUGAUUCUAUGAAUAUAGCAGCAGAAAGCCCCAUUGCAGCUGUGCAUAGGCAACAAUCUGUCUUUGGCAAACAUAAGGAUAGAGACAAAGAUUAGCUAGGAUCCCUGUUCAAGAGGAGGAGGGGAACGGAGUGCAAACAAGGUUUGAAAUGUGGGACUUGAAUUCUGUAUUAGCAAAAUGCCUACAGGCCUCUCACUAAGGAACUUGGGAGUCAAGAUACUGCUUCUAAUGAAGCUGAUGUGGUGCUUGUCCUUUCAGGAAUUGCCAGUAUCUUGCUAUCAGCAUGGUCCUCCAGCGCUUUUUGUCCUUCCUUGUUCAGAGUGUCUUUAGUCUUGCCCUGUGAAUUGCAGUAUUCUUUCCUUAUUCCCCGUCCUCUCCAUUUGUCUAGUUAAUCAGACAAAGAUGAGCAAACUGGAGUUAUGAGCGGAAGCUUGGAUCAAGUUGCCCUAAAAUAUCCUCUGAGAAGUCUUCAUUGGGGAGAUUAUAGAGAGGAAAUAUUGGGCAUCCAGCUUCAGAGGUACUGUUAGUAAUCCCCUGGACGUUUGAAGUCCAUGUCCCUCAUGGAGCGUAUUAUCUGAAUGCAAAGCACUCUGUAUGGAUUGGACCACUUCCCUGUCUUGUGUUCUCCUUUUAUUCCUCAACAGUAAGUGGGUUCCCCUCUAUCUCUAGGGAUCUCCUCUAUCCCUGAUUGCACUCUGCUUUGUGGUAUACGUGGGAGGGCUGUCCCUGGAUUUCCAUUUGUACUCUUCUCUGGGAUAUAUAUAUCCCAAAUAUUUCUCUCUCUCUCUCUUUUUAUAGGAAGAGUUUGCCUUCUCCACCUUUCCUUGCAUUCCUUGAUGACACAUGCUCUGCAUAUAUAGGUGAGGGUUUCUUUUCUUCCCACAACUCUUUCCUUUUCUUCCUGAUUGUCCUUCACUUUGUAGUAUUGAUGAGAGAGGGUUUUUCCUGCUUUCUCUUUUCCAGUGUCCUUGGCUGUACUCUGCUUGUUUCUCUAUCUCUUGACAGACCUCUCUACAGCUUUCCUUUGGUUUGCAUAUUUAGAUGAUGUGAUUGGAUAGUGUGUACAAAAGGAGUGCUUGCUUGACAACCCUGUUGCCUUGUGAGUUCUGGAGUGUUUUGAAACAGGUAGCCCUUGUCAUUACAAAACCUUCUGGUUGGCUGAGUAGGUGGAGUUCCAGGCAGGACCAUCCAUUAAGAGCGAAAAUACAUUUUCAACACUAUAAAUCAAAUCAGUGCAGGAUAGAUUUGAGUAUGAGCCCAUCAGACAAUGUUUUAAUUGUUUUUAAAUUUUCUUGGCACUAAAAUUUUAAAAUUAAAUGGUCAGCCAUGAAGACCCAUAACAUAACACGAAAA